GCGCAGCCCUCUGCCCGCAGGAUGGACGGUGCGUCCGGGGGCUUGGGCUCCGGGGACAACGCCCCGACCACCGAGGCUCUUUUCGUGGCGCUGGGCGCGGGCGUUACGGCUCUCAGCCAUCCGCUGCUCUACGUGAAACUGCUCAUCCAGGUGGGUCAUGAGCCGAUGCCCCCCACAAUUGGGACCAACGUGCUCGGAAGGAAGGUCCUCUAUCUGCCGAGCUUCUUCACCUAUGCCAAGUACAUUGUGCAAGUGGAUGGGAAGAUAGGGUUGUUCCGAGGCCUGAGCCCCCGACUGAUGUCGAAUGCCCUCUCCACCGUGACCCGGGGCAGCAUGAAGAAGGUUUUCCCUCCAGAUGAGAUCGAGCAGGUUUCCAACAAGGAUGACAUGAAGACUUCUCUGAGGAAAGUGGUGAAAGAGACCUCCUACGAGAUGAUGAUGCAGUGUGUGUCUCGCAUGCUGGCCCACCCCCUGCAUGUCAUCUCAAUGCGCUGCAUGGUCCAGUUUGUGGGACGGGAGGCUAAGUACAGCGGUGUGCUGAGCUCCAUUGGGAAGAUUUUCAAAGAGGAGGGGCUGCUGGGAUUCUUUGUCGGCUUAAUCCCUCACCUCCUUGGAGAUGUGGUUUUCUUGUGGGGCUGUAACCUGCUGGCCCACUUCAUCAAUGCCUACCUGGUGGAUGACAGCUUCAGCCAGGCCCUGGCCAUCCGGAGCUACACCAAAUUUGUGAUGGGGAUUGCAGUGAGCAUGCUGACCUACCCCUUCCUGCUGGUGGGUGAUCUCAUGGCUGUGAACAACUGCGGGCUGCAGGCUGGGCUUCCCCCUUACUCCCCAGUGUUCAAAUCCUGGAUCCACUGCUGGAAGUACUUGAGUGUGCAGGGCCAGCUCUUCCGCGGCUCCAGCCUCCUUUUCCGCCGGGUGUCAUCAGGAUCAUGCUUUGCCCUGGAGUAACCUGAAUCACCUAAAAACACGCUGUCUCAGCCUGGCCACUGUGGAUGAGGCCUGAUCAUCUUGGGCACUUGUAAGACAGCUCAAACCCAGCAACACCUAGAUGUGCUCCAGCCCAGCCGGGCUUCGGUGUCCAUGUUUGCCAUGUUUCUGUCCAGAGUGAGGGCUGGGUGGGGGUGAGGCUACACCCAAUAGAUUGAUCACCUGUUAGACCUGAGGAAGGUAGGGUGGGCUGGGGGAACUGGGGCAAAAAUCUCCUUACUUCGCAGAUUUGCUGAGUUUGCCUUGUGUAGGGUGCCAGGGAAUGGCUUGUGGAGACCCAGAUUGGAUGGGCAAAGGCUCCUGGUGUCAGAUCCCACCCCCACUCACACCCACGUCAGCCCCAGCUCUGAUCCUGCAGCUCAGCUGAGAGCCUCGCUCUCCUGCUUGUAAAUAGGGCAUGAUCCCCUUCCACGAGGCCACCAUCAUGUACAGGCCUACGCUAGGAAGCUAUUGCUAGGUUCUGCCUUUAUUUUUCUCAACACUACUUUUCUGAUACAAAGGCAGCACCUUCUGAAUGGGAAAUCAUGUGACUGCUCAGAAUGUGUUCCCCUCAUCAAGUGCUCAUCGGUUUAAUGGUGACGCCUCAUGUGCAGGAUCUGUGCAAUUGUGAACACCCAAAAGUUAGGCAGAUCAGUGUCUCUAGUCCUACCCAAUUUAAAAGUUCCCAAUAAGAUUUGACCCUUUUUCCCUCAAAUAAAUGUAUUGGUGGUGAUUUGGAA
This is a messenger RNA of Pteropus alecto (black flying fox), 1706 nucleotides long. It is a transcript of the gene MTCH1, whose product is annotated as mitochondrial carrier 1. The annotation marks the transcript as partial. The transcript is spliced from 12 exons. Gene Ontology annotation, cellular component: mitochondrion; membrane. Lineage: Eukaryota; Metazoa; Chordata; Mammalia; Chiroptera; Pteropodidae. Gene Ontology annotation, biological process: positive regulation of apoptotic process. The record is from RefSeq and is a predicted model, not a curated record.